Molecule: messenger RNA, 2200 nt
Organism: Uloborus diversus
Lineage: Eukaryota; Metazoa; Arthropoda; Arachnida; Araneae; Uloboridae
Product: transcriptional repressor p66 alpha-like
Exons: 5
Coding region: 147-1904 (585 amino acids)
Biological process (GO): negative regulation of transcription by RNA polymerase II
Cellular component (GO): NuRD complex
Source: RefSeq, a predicted model, not a curated record
GCGAAUAUUGACGAUUAUUUAGUACUUUCUUGAUUUUAUUCAUCUUCCGUGUCAUGCGUUUUUCAACUAUGCCUCAAUUUGAAUAUUUGGUAUUGCGAUUAUCUUAUGGGUAGCUAACCUCCGGUUUGUUAAGAUAUAGCAAAGAAAUGAACAAUGCUGGUGUGUUACAGUUCAAAAGAAGUCGAGGGCGCCCAAGAAAAAAUCUUGCAGUUCCAAAUGUGGCUCAAAUUUCAAGCUUAAAUAACUUUUCAAAUGCAGCACUAAAGCGAAAAUCAGCUGAGCAAGCAACAGAUGAAAUUCAGAUUUUAGGGACAAAUGGUUUGGAAAGCUUAAGUGCCAAAAAGGCAAAAGAAGACUUCGCUGAUGACGCACCUAAACGGCUUCUACCACAUCGAGCAGCCAGAUUCACAGAAUCUUAUGGCGGAACUUCACCAGAUGUGGUUGUCAUUUCUGAUGAAGAUAAAGAUGAAGAUAGUGAUUCAGAUAGUGAUUCUGAGUGCAGUUUGUUGCCUUCUCCUGUCCAAAAAAUCAAAUCUAAAGAAGAGCUUGAGGAAUUGGAAGCUUUGAUUGAUAAGUUAAAGAAAGAAUUAUCUGACGAAGAGAUGAAACUAGUUCUCCUUUGCAAACUAAAAGAAAGUCAAAAGGCCAAAGAUUCAAAAAGAGAAAGUAAUGUUAGUCCAUCUCCAUCAACAGUUAGUACAGUUAAUAAUACUACUCCUAAAAAUUUAACUAUACCUCAGAAGAGUGGCAUCCAAAUUCAGAGUCUGCCAAGUAAACAAUUGUUAUCCUGCAAUAAAUAUACAACAAGCAAAAGGGAAGUAAAACAGACUUCAUUUGUACAAAGCAAUAAUGCCAAACAAUCAUUACCAUUGCCAACAUCUGUGAGUCAGCAUAUUGUCAAAGAAGAACUAAAUAAAAAUAUUGUUACAAGUUCUCAGCAGCUCAAAUCGAACCCAUUUAACCAGUUUCCUCUUCUUAAAAAUCUGUCAAAUCAAAUUACAAUAACACAAGUACCAGCUCCAGCAUCAGAAGUCAAAAAAGAACCUGAAGAAAAAAUUGAUGCAGAAACUAUUUAUCAGCGACAAGCAGCGGCUAAGCUGGCAUUGAGAAAGCAGCUUGAAAAAACACUUUUACAAAUUCCUCUACCUAAGAGACCUCCACUAAAACUAAACUUUUUCCCAAACCCUAACAGUAUAGAAUUUUUUUGUUUACUAGGUUUAGACUAUGUUGUAGAUUUCAUAACAAAGUCAAAAAAGAACAAUGUAUGGAAAGAACCGCUGAGAUGUGUUCAGUGCUCCAUCGAUUUCACUUGCUCUUGGAAGUGGAAAGAAGUAGAGAAAAAUGGAAAAAAGACAUACGACGUUUUUUGUGAGGCAUGUAUAAAUUCUAAUGUACGCAAAGCUUUGAAAGCUCAACAUACCAAUAACCUGAAAGCUGCAUUUUUAAAAGCACUUCAGCAAGAAAAGGAGAUUGACCGCUUAGCUCAGACAAUACCAAAGUCACAUUCCUCUACUCGUGAAUCUCGUCCAAGUUCUCGCAUCAAUACCCCAUCUCCUGCACAUCAGACUCAUCACACAGCAUCUGCUUUCUCUGUUCCUAAAACUGGAUCAACUAUUUCAUACAUUCCCAAACCUGCACCACCAUUAAAUCAUACUAAUAUGGCACAAAUGAACAAAUUAAAUCCCCAGUUUCAAUCCAUUUUACAAGCUCAAGCCCAACAUUUAUUAGCGUCAGGUGUGCCUUUGCAUCCCAAUGUAUUGUCUUUAACAUCAUUUGUUCCACCAAGUUCUCAUCACAGUAGAGGAAAGCCAUCUACGGGUCAAAACGAUAUUCGCAGGAAUUAUCGCUCUGAUAGAGUCCAAUCACCAUCUAUACCUCAAGCAUCAUCAAGCUGGAAAAGUUAAGUAGUUGUACGACAUUUAGAAGGAAAAGGCUAUUUUAUUUGAUGAACUAUGACUCUUAAUUUGUGUCUGGGUCUACUCAGAAAAAGGAAUGUAUUCAUUUCUAUCCAUAGAAGAGAAGGCCAUUGAUUUAGCUUGUUUGUUUUGUAUUUAUCACAACAUUUAUUUAAAAAAAUCAUAGUUGGCUUUUUUAGGUUCCACCCAUUUUAUUCUUAUCCCAAGAUCCUUUGUAAUUAAAACAUACUUGUAUUUUUAUCCAAAAAUGUCUUUGUAUGAAAAUUUAUAUUAAAAAUAUUAUA